Molecule: messenger RNA, 2547 nt
Organism: Vanderwaltozyma polyspora DSM 70294
Lineage: Eukaryota; Fungi; Ascomycota; Saccharomycetes; Saccharomycetales; Saccharomycetaceae
Gene: VIR1
Product: Vir1p
Exons: 1
Coding region: 1-2547 (848 amino acids)
Source: RefSeq, a predicted model, not a curated record
AUGAAUAAAACUGAUAAUGGUAAGAUCUCAUCUGCUACUGAACAAGAAUUGGUGGAAACCGUAAUUAAGGUAUUUCAUAAGAUUGAUAAAAAUGAAAUCAAUAGUAAAGAAUUGAAUAAGCUGGCUUUGAAAUUAGUUAAUACGUUAAGAUUUGUAAGAUCUGACAUUGCCAUCAUCGAUAACAAGAAUUUAGAAAUUUUAAAUAAAAUAGAUAUCUUCACACCUUUGAUUAAAUCAAAAAUAAAUUUGGAUAUUAUAUGUAUUAUCUUUGUUUAUUGCUCGAUUAUAAACCAAUUCAAUCCAUUAAUUAUAAACUCGAUUAAUAAUUGGAGUAAACUAUUACUAGUAGAUUUAAAUAUUGACGAAAGUUUUGAUGAUAAAGAUUAUUCGUUAGGUUUUUAUUCUGUCAUCUCAUAUGUAGAAAAAAUUGAAGAAAUUAAUCUAGAUUCAUUACAAUUCUUCCAAUUGAAUUUAACUGAAACUUUUAUAAAGAAUUGGAUUCCAUCGUGGUUGAAUUUUAACAACGAGUUGAACGUCAAUAACUUCUUCGAGGUCCAAAAAGAUAAUCUAUCAAAUAUCAUCCUGAAUGAAUCAAUUUUGGAUUUCUAUAUCUCAACUUUAUUAAUUACAAAAGAAAAUAUUCAAUCUUUAUUCCAAUUAUCAAAAAAAAAUACUGACUUAUCUUAUUUCAUUGAUAAAAUAUUGAAAAGAGUUUGCUUAAAUGUAAGUUGGUUACCAAAUGACAUACGAAUUAUGAUGAUUUCAGCCUUUCUUAAAAAUGACAUUAAUUUAGAAAAUUCAAAUUCAGAUAAUACUGGCUUAGCAUUCGAUUUACAAGUCGUUAUGGAAUUAAUUGAUCACCCUGAAAUGAAUUAUUUAGAAGAAUCAAAAUUACUAAUGUUACUUUACUCAUCUUUAUUAAAUAUUAAAAAAUCUUAUUGUACAGAAUUACAUAAAACUUUAGGUACAAUAGGUUCAACUCAAUCACUUCCGGCUUUGAUUAAUAUUUUACAAUUUUUACUAUCAAAGUUUGUUAUUAAUAUUGGAAAUAUUACAGAAUUAACAAGUUCUUUAAAUAUACAGCAGAUCAAUACUGAUCCAAAUUGGUUUAAAUAUAAAAAUUCAAAAUAUCAAUUGCCAAAAUGGUACGAAAUAAAUAUAUUACCACCAAUACCUCCAAUUUCAAAAUCCCUAUUCGUUUUUGAACAAAAUUCUCAGGACAAAUUCUAUGGAAAUGACUAUAUCUAUAACACUUCAUUGAUAUUACACUGUUUGAUCUUAGUUAUUUCAAUUAAUAUUGAACUUUUACGACAAUAUAAAUUACUUUCUAUAGAUCCUUUGGUUUUAAAUGGAUUUGAAAAAAAUUUGAAUUUGAAACAUAAAUUAAUUCAACAAUAUUUAGAAUUAUACUUUAUUCCAAUGAUGUCUUCAUUGCUAUUGAGUAACAAAUUAAUUAAUCAUCCAUUGCCAUUAUUAGGUGAAAAAAAAAGUAUCCUACUAAGCAAAUUUCUAUUUUCAAGUUGUAUAAAGGUUUGUGAAGAAUUAACAAAGACUCACGGUAAUAUAGUUCUGUAUCACUUGAUCAAAUUCAUAUCAAAGGCUUCAGUAGAUGAUCUUAUAAUUCAAAACAUUUCGAUCAAUUUAUUGAAUCAUUUGUUCUUUCAUAAUCAACAAAACUCAGGAAAUUCAGGAAAGAACAAUACAAUUAUACAACUAUGUUUAGAAAAUGAAUUAACUACUCAGAUAUUACAUAGUUAUAUUAACAUAUGGAAUGAUGGUACAGAAGUUUAUUCUAAGUUUUUCAAAGAUAUUUUUAGCACUGAUCAACCUAAUGUAGAUGAGAAAGAAUUUACCUUUGCAGAACUUUUUGAAUUUUUACCAGGAUAUCAAGAGUAUAGCAAAAUAACUGAUCAUGAAAUGACACACUCCACCUCAGCUGCAACAUCUACAGCGAACUACAGCGAACCUUCUCCAGAUCAAUCAUCUACAAAUAUAUCCGGUGUGUCCCCAUCAAUGACAUCAGGAAAAUUUAACGCAUAUUCGGCAUCAUCAUUUAUCCCAUCAAAUAAAAGUUAUGGAAUGCCUAAUUCCAGUGAAGCAAACAUAUCUACAGUUUCCAACAAUUCUUAUUAUUAUAAUCCAAUGACAAACAACAACACGAAUAAUAAUCCAGUAGGUAUGUAUAUGCCAAAAUUGGAAACUUCGAACACACCAACAUACUCAUCAGCACAACAUAAUAAUGAAAAUAAUAUAUCUGUCACUUCAGACUUACAAUCAUUCAAUAAUUCACAAUUUACAGGGAAUAGAAUGAUAUUAAGUGGGAAUCCAGGAAAUAAUAUUACAAGCACACCAUCCACCCCUAGUAAUCCAUCGUCUUCUAAUAUAUUUUCAAACACUUGGGGAACGCCAACAAAUGUAAAUACAAAAUUCCAAUCAAGUAUGGUCGUUAACACAGGAAAAAAUUAUAUAUUGGGUGGACAUAAUAGAAUUAAAAACAAUAGCAGGGCACAAUCAAUUCAUAUUGAUAAGUUUGAAAACAAUGAUUAA